Messenger RNA from Conger conger (European conger), 2037 nucleotides. Its product is annotated as epithelial membrane protein 2-like. The record is from RefSeq and is a predicted model, not a curated record. The coding region runs from base 163 to 648 and encodes 161 amino acids. The transcript is spliced from 5 exons. Gene Ontology annotation, cellular component: plasma membrane. NCBI's taxonomy places the organism in Eukaryota, Metazoa, Chordata, Actinopteri, Anguilliformes, Congridae.
GGAGGAGGAACGCGAAUACUGGGGUUAUAGUUGCUUACAACUAUUAUACUUUGCUCUAGUCACGCUUUCUGCUAUUCGUCGCCCGGGAUCCACAAUCUGGCUUAAACAGAACUUCAAGAUUACGUUUUGUAGCAGCUCUGAGCCACGGACCAUCACUGAGCCAUGCUGAUAAUACUUGCCUUCAUCAUCCUCUUUCAUGUACUCUCAGCCAUCCUGCUCUUCAUCGCAACAAUAAAUAAUGCCUGGUGGGUAUUAGGAAACACCUACACAGAUCUGUGGUACUCCUGCAAUGCCACUUUGUGCAAUCCCGUUGAGAAUAGCCACUCCAGUGCAGCAGGCUACCUCCAGGCUGUCCAGGCGACAAUGAUACUGGCCACCAUCCUAUGCUGUGUUGGCUUCUUUGUGUUCAUCCUCCAACUUUUCCGUCUGAAGAACGGAGAGAGAUUUGUCUUUACUGCUGUUAUUCAGCUGAUGUCUUGUUUUUGUGUCAUGAUAGCAGGCUCAAUUUAUGCUGCUCAGCACGAAAGCUUCCAAACGGAAGAUUUCAAAGACGGGACCUUCAGCUACGCCUUUAUCUUAGCCUGGGUUUCCUUCCCUGUCACUCUGUUCAGUGGCCUGAUGUAUCUAGUCCUAAGAAAACGCAAAUAGUUCACCUCAACCAAACACCUCGCUGGGAGUAAUAAACUGCAUUUAAGCAAAUCUUGUAUAUACUUUCAAUGUAUAAUGAAAUUAGUGUCAAAAACAAAAUAGAUACUACAAAAUUUGUAAAACAGUAGAAUACUGGAAAUAUAUUCAAUGGUAGGAAUGGUAUUAUGUAGAAUAUUAACCCCUAAAUAUAUCAUUUUACCCCCAUUCUGUGAAGACAUGUUAUGUUAUGAUGCAAAGACUUAGAAGCUGUGGAAUAGUAUGAAGAUGUGUAAACAAAAAUGUUAUGAUGGAAAAUGUGGAAACUAUUUGUUUAAAUCCACAGAUGUACUGUAACGUUAAAGGAACUGACAUUUUGUUGCUUAGUUGAUUGAACUGAAGUUGAACCUAUGCCAAUUUGUCAGAUUGUGUAGCAAGGGCAUGUUUUAUGAUUAUAUUCCCAGACAAAUAUAUGGCAAUAAUGAAUUCAUUCCAAAAAAGAAAUAUGCAUAAAUAUGAAAUAUGCAGCCACAUUUGCAGAUCACUAGCUCUUUCUUGAAAAUGAUGCUAAGUGCUGAAGUGUUUUGCAUAUUAUGUACAACAAUUAUAAAAAUUUGUUCCAUUCCAUAAAUCAUGUUAUGUGAAUAAUGUCAAAUUGUUCUUGACCAAGUUAAUGUAGCAGCAAUGGUGAAAAAGUUGUAUAUAUUUCAAUUUUUUUUUUUUUUUUUUUGUUUAACAUAGGUUGUGAAGAUACAUGAAGCAGGUUCAUUAUUGGUUUAAAAUAACUAUUUAGAUUAUGUUUGGCAUCCUUGUACCCCAAGCUAUUAAAAGACAAGUGAGUACAGAACUUGUGUAAGAGAGGGGGAAUGGCACUGUUACUAUGUGAAACCAUUUGCAGGAAUCAACCAUUACCUCUUUUCUUUAUUUGCUUACACAUUAAGUUCAAUUCAAUUUAAUACGUGUUUGUUUCUCAGUUCUCUUGGCAAUCAUGCAAUUAACAGAAAGACCCCUUUGCAAAUUUACAAUUUACAAUUUGAAGUUUGAAUAAUUUGGAGUCAUUUGGAGUCAUUCAUUUAUUCAAAUAUGUGUAGAUUUAAACAAGGAUACACAGUGGAUUUAAGGCCAAAAGCCCAUAAAUAUAUUUAUUUUAUAGACUGAAGCAAUAUUUUGCUGCUGAUAUUUUUGUAAUGAAGUAUUAUUUCAAUAAGCUUGAACCUUUUAAGCAUUGCUACAUGCCUACAAGUCUGUUAUUUGUUAACUUUGAACAGUGUUCAUUAAUGAAAAAAUAUUUUCAAUGAUUACAUCUCAAAAUUGGUCUAGAUGUGUACCAUUGCAUGGUUAUAACUGUGACAGGGACAGAAACUAAAGUUUUUGCAUUUUUGUGAAUCAAAUUAAAGUGAUUUUUAUGACAAA